Molecule: messenger RNA, 2115 nt
Organism: Chrysochloris asiatica (Cape golden mole)
Lineage: Eukaryota; Metazoa; Chordata; Mammalia; Afrosoricida; Chrysochloridae
Gene: RUFY1
Product: RUN and FYVE domain containing 1
Exons: 18
Coding region: 1-2115 (704 amino acids)
Biological process (GO): protein transport; regulation of endocytosis
Cellular component (GO): cytoplasm
Molecular function (GO): metal ion binding
Source: RefSeq, a predicted model, not a curated record
AUGGCUGACCGGGAAGAGGGCUCCCCGGCGGGGCGGGGACUGGAUCCCGGACCCGGGCCCGGGCCUGGGCCGGAGUCAGGAGAAGACUUUGAGAUAGUGGACCGGAACCAACUGCCGAACCCUGGCGAGCUGAAGAGCGUAGCACAGCCGCGGGCAGCGACGGAAAGUUGGUCGGCGCCCUUCAUGACCCUGGCGCGAAGAGCCACGGGGAACCUGUCGGCGAACUACGGGAGCGCGCUGCGAGCGGCGGCGGGGCGCGGCGGCGGAGACAGCAGCGCUGACGGCGCGGCGCGCGCAGCUGCCAAGUGCCAGAUGAUGGAGGAGCGUGCCAACCUGAUGCACAUGAUGAAGCUCAGCAUCAAGGUUCUGCUCCAGUCUGCUCUGAGCCUGGGCCGAAGCCUGGACGCAGACCAUGCCCCCUUGCAGCAGUUUUUUGUAGUGAUGGAGCACUGCCUCAAACACGGGCUGAAAGUUAAGAAGAGUUUCAUUGGUCAAAAUAAAUCUUUCUUUGGUCCUUUGGAACUGGUGGAGAAACUGUGUCCAGAAGCAUCAGAUAUAGCCACUAGUGUCAAAAAUCUGCCAGAAUUAAAGACAGCUGUGGGAAGAGGAAGAGCUUGGCUUUAUCUUGCACUCAUGCAAAAGAAACUGGCAGAUUAUCUGAAAGUGCUUAUAGACAAUAAACAUCUCUUGAGUGAGUUCUAUGAGCCUGAGGCAUUAAUGAUGGAAGAAGAAGGGAUGGUGAUUGUCGGACUGCUGGUGGGACUCAAUGUUCUUGAUGCCAACCUCUGCUUAAAAGGAGAAGACUUGGAUACUCAGGUUGGAGUGAUCGAUUUUACCCUUUACCUUAAAGAUGUGCAGGAUCUCGAAGGUGGCAAAGAGCAUGAAAGAAUUACUGAUGUCCUUGAUCAAAAGAAUUAUGUGGAAGAACUCAACCGGCACUUAAGUUGCACUGUUGGGGAUCUUCAGGCCAAGAUAGAUGGCUUAGAAAAGACAAAUUCAAAGCUUCAAGAAGAGCUUUCAGCUGCAGCGGGCCGGAUUUGUUCACUUCAAGAAGAACAGCACCAAUUGAGAGAACAAAAUGAAUUAAUACGUGAAAGAAGUGAAAAGAGUGUGGAGAUAACAAAACAGGAUACAAAAGUUGAGCUGGAGACUUAUAAGCAGACUCGGCAAGGUCUGGAUGAGAUGUAUAGUGAUGUGUGGAAGCAGUUAAAAGAAGAAAAAAGAGUCCGAUUGGAACUAGAAAAAGAAUUGGAAUUACAAAUUGGAAUGAAAACUGAGAUGGAAAUUGCCAUGAAGUUACUGGAAAAGGACACCCAUGAGAAACAGGACACUCUAGUCGCUCUUCGCCAGCAGCUGGAAGAAGUCAAAGCAAUUAACUUACAGAUGUUUCAUAAGGUUCAGAACGCAGAAAGCAAUUUGCAGCAGAAGAAUGAAGCCAUCACAUCUUUUGAAGGAAAAACCAAUCAAGUUAUGUCUAACAUGAAACAAAUGGAAGAAAGGCUGCAGCACUCGGAGCAGGCCAGGCAGGGGGCUGAGGAGCGGAGCCACAAGCUGCAGCAGGAGCUGGGUGGGCGGGUCGGCGCGCUGCAGCAACAGCUCUCCCAGCUGCAUGCACAGUGCUCAAGUCUAGAGAAAGAGUUGAAAUCCGAAAAAGAGCAAAGACAAGCUCUUCAGCGAGAAUUACAGCAUGAGAAAGACACGUCUUCUCUACUACGAACAGAGCUACAGCAAGUAGAAGGAUUAAAGAAGGAGCUGCGGGAGCUCCAGGAUGAGAAGUCAGAGUUACAGAAGGUAUGUGACGAGCAAGAGCAAGCCCUCCAGGAAAUGGGACUGCACCUCAGCCAGUCAAAGCUGAAGAUGGAAGACAUAAAAGAAGUAAAUAAGGCACUGAAGGGCCACACUUGGCUGAAAGAUGACGAAGCAACACACUGUAAGCAAUGUGAAAAGGAGUUCUCAAUUUCCCGGAGGAAGCACCACUGCCGCAACUGUGGUCACAUCUUCUGCAACACAUGCUCCAGCAACGAGUUAGCCCUGCCAUCUUACCCCAAGCCAGUACGGGUGUGCGACAGCUGCCACACUCUGCUUCUGCAGCGCUGUUCCUCCACUGCUUCCUAA